Molecule: messenger RNA, 918 nt
Organism: Ilex paraguariensis (yerba mate)
Lineage: Eukaryota; Viridiplantae; Streptophyta; Magnoliopsida; Aquifoliales; Aquifoliaceae
Source: the annotation of a GenBank genome assembly
AUGGCUGACGAAGGUACGGUUACAGUCUACAACAGCAGUGCCAUCACCGACGCCAAGAAGAACUUAUUUUCAAGCAAGGUCGGUCUAGCCCAAAUGCUCAGAGGUGGAGCGAUUGUCGAAGUCACGAGUGCCGAACAAGCCAAGAUCGCCGAGUCUGCCGGAGCUUGCUGCAUCGUCGUAACAGAGCAAGUCCAAGGUGGUAUUUCGCGAAUGCCGGAUCCAGCUCUCAUCAAAGAAAUCAAAAGAUCCGUCUCAAUUCCCUUAAUGGCGAAAGUCCGAGUUGGGCAUUUCGUUGAAUCCCAAAUUCUCGAAGCCAUCGGUGUUGAUUACGUCGAUGAGAGCGAGCUUCUUGCCAUUGCUGAUGAAGAUCAUUUCAUCAAUAAACAUAAUUUACGGGUCCCAUUCGUUUGUGGGUGUCGAGAUCUUGGAGAGGCCUUGCGGAGAGUGAGAGAAGGAGCCGCUAUGAUAAGGACUCAAGGAGAUCUAUUGGGUACAGGCAACAUAGUGGAGACGGUUCGCAAUGUGAGGAAAGUAAUGGCGGAUAUAAGGAUUUUGAAUAACAUGGAUGAAGAUGAAGUGUUUGCGUUUUCGAAGAAGAUAGCAGCGCCUUACGAUCUUGUCGCUCAAACCAAGCAAAUGGGUAGGCUUCCAGUAGUCCAUUUUGCUGCGGGAGGGGUUAUGACGCCAGCAGAUGCGGCAAUUAUGAUGCAAUUGGGGUGCGAUGGAGUGUUUGUUGGAUCGGAAAAUUUCAAUAGUUCGGAUCCUUAUAAGAGAGCUCAUGCAAUUGUGCAGGCUGUUAGAAACUAUAAUGAUCCACAUGCGUUGGCGGAGAUGAGCAGCGGGUUGGAGUAUGCCAUGGCGGGCCUUAAUCUCAGUGAGGACAGGGUCGAACAGUUUGGUACUGGAGGUACCAAUUGA